This is a messenger RNA of Pantherophis guttatus, 2080 nucleotides long. RefSeq names its product transmembrane protein 26 (gene TMEM26). Lineage: Eukaryota; Metazoa; Chordata; Lepidosauria; Squamata; Colubridae. The record is from RefSeq and is a predicted model, not a curated record.
CCGAGAGGAUGGAGGCGAUGGUGCUGCUGAACGCGCUGGCCACCCGGCUGCUCUUCGCCCUGCACGCGCUGCUGGGCGUGUGGCGGGUGGCGGAGGUGAAGAAGGAGCGCAAGUACUGGCUGCUGGCGCUGCUCAACCUCCUGCUGUGCCUGGAAACGGCGCUCACGCUCAAGCUGAAGCGGGGAAGAGGCUACAAAUGGUUUUCACCGCCGAUCUUUGUCUAUCUCAUCAACAUAGUGCCCUCAUUGUGGAUUCUGGAACUUCAGCCUAAAAACCAGCUUUGCCCCAAUGAAUAUGAGCAGCUGGUGAAGAACCACAGUGAACAAGUCAGACCCAUUUACAGAAAUGAGACUGCAGCAAACAACAUAAUGGAAAAGCUGCAACAGGCCCAGGAGUUUGUCAGCACGCUCUCCAAAAUGUGUGAGCCCAUCUGGACGCUGAGCCUCCACCAGACCUUCCUGCUGCUCCUCAUCCUGGGCCGCUGGCUGCUUCCCAUCGGUGGGGAGAUCACCAGGGACCAGCUGUCUCAGUUGCUGCUGCUCUUCGUGGGCACCGCCGCAGACAUCCUGGAGUUCACCAGUGAAACCCUGGAAAUAGAGAACGUCCGGAACAAAGAUGCUCUGGUGUAUGCAAUCCUAGCCGUGUGGACUUGGAGCAUGUUGCAAUUCCCUCUGGAUCUAGCAGUGCAACAUCUCAACUGUGAUCGAGCAGCUUCGUCCACCAAAGUUUUUCACCUGCUCCUCUGCAGACACAGUGCUGACCUGUGGAACAUCGGCAUCAGCCUGUUCAUCCAAGACGGCCCUUUCCUUGUGGUGCGCCUCAUCCUGAUGGGCUACUUUCAAGUGCUGAAUCAGAUGCUCGUGUUUUUUGCGGCCAAGAAUAUUUUGAUCGUGAUGUUGCAGCUCUACCGCCUUGUGGUGCUAUCGCUCGACUUCCAUGCCUCCCUCCAGCACAGGGCAAAAAGCCAGAAAGGAGCCACUUCCUGCUGCCCCUGUGAGCCCAGCUCCAUCAGCCUCCCAUCCAAUGGCCUGCUGGACGGAGGCGACUCUACUGGCCUGGAGGAGACCUUCCCAGACUCAGCGGAGUGCUUGUGAGGGAAGGUGUCUUCUGCCCCAGGACCAGCCCUUCCCUCCGGGGGCCAUGAUCGAAUGGGCUGGCCUUGGCAAGCAGCCUCUUUUUCCACUGGGAGACAAGGGUCCCAUCCUAGCAACAAAGGGGAGACAUUUGAGAUAGGAGAGAACAAAAUCCAUUCUAUUGGUUGGGUGGAUUGAUUGACAUGGUAUCCACGGUAUUUAUCCAUUGUCUAUCUGAUGGGACUCAGCUGAGGUAGUUUUGUGGUUGGUUCUUCUUGUUUUUCUUUUGUUUUAAUGUGUGACAUUUGCAGACUCCAUGGUUGCCUUCAGAGCCCUGCCGUAGCAGAAUCUUUACCUGAAAUUCAGGUAGUGAUUUCAGGUCUAGUGAUUACAGGCCAUUUUUCUCCUGGUUCUAUUUUAUUUUACACUAGUAUCAGUGGUGGGUUCCUACCGGUUUGCCCCUGAUUGGGCAAACUGGGAGGCUCCACCCACCCGGACGUCUCUGCGGAUGUGUGAGCACGCCCAUGUGCCCGCGAGCAAACUGGUAGUGACCGAAAUUGAAACCCACUACUGACUAGCAUCGAGUUUGAUGUAACCUUGUCCCAGCUCACCCAAGUCUACCCUGUUUACAUGACCUCUUUUCCACAAAGCAAUGGGCCGCCUUUCACUGAUCCAGGUACGGUGGGAUUUUUCUGGGAGAGGGAAAAAAAAUCCAGGUGGGCGUGGCCUGUUUUAAGACGACAUGGUUGGGAGAUCUACUCAGAAAUGUUGUAUUAGCUUAUCAAAGGCUGGCAUGCAUAGAGUAACUUUGUUAUUAUUUACAGGGAAAAAUGUGUUCAAAGUCUUGUUAUUACUGAAUUCAGUUUUGAUAUGGUAUACGUGAUUAUUUCUUCUCUUUUGUUUCUGAAUGUUGAUAUCUUUGGUUACUGUGAGCACAAUUCUUAAUGCAAAUAGAGGAGAUGUUUUUUUUAAUAAACCAGGAGAUUUGUAUUUGCUUAAGAAACGUU